AUGUCCGCCGAGGAUGGAAUUCCCCUUCGAUCGAUCAACGAUGAUGAUUCCCUUGACGAAUUCUCGGACUAUGAAUCGCAGCCUCUGAACGGGCGACGCAAUUACCAACCACCCGCAAAACCAUCAAUCAAGUCUAAAUUAGUAUCAUUACUAUUAGGACUGCUGAACGUUCUCCAUAUCGGCGUGAACUGUAUAUUCUUCCUCUUUCCCGAUGAUUUCGACGAUCGACUUGAUGCGUGGCUUUUCCCUAAUCACCAAUUGUCCCUAUCUCCACACUGGGAUAGGCACGGAGUUCCUCUCAGCAGAUGCCACUCUCAUAACGACUACUGGCGCGAUGUCCCGCUCAAAUCCGCACUUCUUGCUGGCUGCAUCGGUGUUGAGGCAGAUAUCUGGUUGUCAGAUCAUGAUCUGCUUGUCGGCCACAAUCCGUUUGUGCUUAACCGCGACGAGAGUCUGCGAAUAUUGUAUCUCAAUCCAUUACUGGACAUCCUACAUCAACGCAAUACCCGGACAAAUCUGCUGAAUUUGCCGGACACCUUUCACACCAAUGUUCCGAUGGCGGGAGUUUUCGCCUCGGAUCCAGCGCAGACUUUGGUCUUACUAAUUGAUUUCAAGACGGACGGCGACAAGCUUUGGCCAUACGUGAUGGAACAAUUGGAACCUCUGCGUGAGGCUGGCUAUUUGACGUUUUUCAACGGGACUAGUCUUAACGAAAGACCCAUCACCGUUGUCGCCUCGGGCGAUGCACCGCUGCGCCGAGUAAUAGGAAAUGACACCUACCGCGACAUUUUUUAUGAUGCCCCGUUAGAUAAAUUGACACUGUCACCGACACCUAGCCAAGAUCUGUUAUCACCAGACUACGACUUUUCGAACAGCUACUACGCCUCAGUGAACUUCGGGAAAACAAUCGGUGGUCUCCAUCGAAAUAGGUUCUCGCAAGAUCAGUUGACAUUGAUUCGUGCGCAGAUCGAGGCAGCUCAUAGACGUGGCCUCAAGGUUCGCUAUUGGGGCACGCCGAGCUGGCCUAGAGGGCUGCGCAAUCACGUAUGGCAUGUGCUGGUGCGUGAAGGGGUGGAUAUUGUCAAUGUGGAUGAUUUGAGAGAGGCGACGAGACAGGAUUGGCGCAAGCAUCGAAGUUGGCUUCUCUGA
Talaromyces amestolkiae is the source of this 1149-nucleotide messenger RNA. RefSeq lists its product as uncharacterized. Bases 1 to 1149 code for a protein of 382 amino acids. The record is from RefSeq and is a predicted model, not a curated record. Gene Ontology annotation, biological process: lipid metabolic process. The transcript is spliced from 3 exons. NCBI's taxonomy places the organism in Eukaryota, Fungi, Ascomycota, Eurotiomycetes, Eurotiales, Trichocomaceae. Gene Ontology annotation, molecular function: phosphoric diester hydrolase activity.